AUGCCUGAUUGGAAGGACCCCGCUGAAAUUCAGAAGGAUGCAGUCGCCUUCACCAAGCUUAUGCAUGCUCUUUUGGGUCUCUACGCUUACGAAUUUUUCAUAUCCUUCGACUUUGAAUGGGAUUUCAUUACGGGGAAGAAGAAAUUUAAGUGGCCAAUGGUGUUUUACUUCGCCAAUCGGUAUCUUCUACUCUUUGCGAUGAUUGGAAUUGCCAUUUCCUUGGAUACGACAAGUAAACUUGACUGCCAAACGCUAUACACUUUCAAUCAGUUGGCUGGAGAUGCUGCGGUCGGUUUGGCUAGCAUCAAUCUUUCGAUACGCGCUAUGGCAGUCUGGUCGCAAAAUCGGUAUAUUAUUGGUUUUCUGGUAUUGUUGAUUCUUGGUCACUGGUCGUUGAUCCUUCAAGGCGUUCAGCUGAGUGCAGUAUGGGUUCCCGGCGUCGGAUGUCAAAUCACCAAGACCAACAACACAAUUCUGGCUGCCAUCUUCAUAUAUUCGAUGUGCUUCGACCUUAUCGUUUUGUUGUUGAUCACAUACAAGCUGUUUGGAAUUACCGGCAACAGAGGCUCUGAGGUCAUGGGGAGGAGUCGUCUGACCCACAUGAUCUUCUCAGAUGGUCUUAUUUUCUUCAUCAUUGCCUUCCUCGCCAACUUGGUAGCGACUGUUUUCAUGCUCUUGAAUCUCAAUCAAAUCAUGUCUGUAAUCUUCAACGUUCCCGCCGCCGUGUUCUCCACUAUCGUUGCAACCCGUGCUGUACGUCGAUUAACGAACUUUACUAACAACGGUCCGGAAGUCUUCGCUGCUUCAUCGACAACUGGGCAACGUGGAAUCUCAGUGCCACCAACCCAAAGGAGUAUAGUGCCGACUCUCACGUACAAGACUGGCUCGCGCGCUGGAGUGCACGUUCAGAUGGAAACGUUUACGCAUGGCGAAGUACAUCACGAUGAUAUCUACACCAAAACGAAAGAAGGGAGUGAAACUGAUAUUGGAACUGACAUCGAGGGGAAAGGCUCUCUCAGUCAGUAA
Psilocybe cubensis is the source of this 1026-nucleotide messenger RNA. RefSeq lists its product as uncharacterized. The record is from RefSeq and is a predicted model, not a curated record. The transcript has 12 exons. The coding region runs from base 1 to 1026 and encodes 341 amino acids. NCBI's taxonomy places the organism in Eukaryota, Fungi, Basidiomycota, Agaricomycetes, Agaricales, Agrocybaceae.